CUGCCAGUAGUUGCCACGCUUUGCAGUUUAUUCCAUGGUUACAAGCAACCAUGGACACUGGUUUAGGACAUAAAUAAUAAUGUAAGCACCAACAUUAGUGCGGAAUGAACCAUCGUUAUAGUGUAUUUUUAAACUCAUGUUUUAAACUUCCUGUUGAUCCAAUAAGUAAAAUGCCAAAAACCGCGUACGAACGUCGAAGGAGACCUGUAAUAGAUCAAGCUUCUAUUGAAUCGACGUCAACUGUAGACUCCGUUGCUGCUGCUGAUGCAGAUGCUGAAAAAUUAAAAGAUUUUUACCGCAGUAUUCCUGAUUAUAAUGAUAUUAACCAUUUGCCAGAAGAUGAAUUUUAUUCUACGUUAAAAUCUUUGAGAGAAAAAAAAAAAGUAAUGCUAGGUUUAGCUGUUGAACAUAUCGAUCACUGCAAUAGAAUUAAAGAUAGAAAUGAAGAAACAGAUAUGGUAUUUUGUAAAACAGAGGAAGAUAUAUCUUCGAAACCAAAAUUAAAAUAUAAUACUUCAAGGAGAAAAUAUUCUGCAGAAAAAAAAGGAGCAGAUAAAGUCAAAAGCGAAAUAACUAGAGUUUCUAUUCCAACGCCUGACAUGACAAUGAAACGGCCCUCUAGAAAAACUAUGAAAACAAAUGAACAAACUACUAUUAAUGAAACAAAACUCAUUCAAAAGGGUAGCUCCAUUAAAGAAAAGAACAAAUCAGAAAGGCCGAAAAGAAAUCAUUCAGCUUGUUCAAUAUCAUGGAAUGAUACAAAGUUUGAACGAAGGGAUGACGUCGACGAAAAAUUCGAUAAAUUCUUCGAUAAUAAAAAGUAUACUCCGAUAAGAAAAAGUAACGAGGACGAUGAAUUUAAAACACGAAGUAUGCCGUCAAGUCCACUGAGAAUGAAGCGUACUAUAUCACCGACUAGAGGACGCAGAAGUGUUACUAUUCCUAAGCCUUUCAAGAUGACAGAGAGAGACGAAGAGGAACGAAUUGUAAAUGAAUUACGAAGUCUUCGCAAAUCAUUCUCAGAUGAUAUGCUUGAUCAGAAGUGUAAGAGAAAGCAAUUUAGAGCCAAUCCUGUGCCAAUCGAAUCGCGAAUUCCUUUGUAUGAGAAGAUUUUGGAGGAUCAAGCUAUGAGAAGAGCGAUUACGAAAAUAAAUAGCGAAGCAGACUUGCGGGCCCAAAUGAAACCCUUCAGCUUUACUAAGCGAGAGGAGAAAGGACUCAACGGAAUGUGUGAAAGAGCCGCCCAUGCAAUACCCAAGAGCAAGAAAAAAAAGCGGUUCAAAGCUCGGCCAGUACCUAAAAAUCUGUUUUCUAAUUAUUUUUAUGAUAAAAUAAAAGAGGAUGAGUUUUUUCGGUCUAUGAAUCGUCGCAUCAGAGCAGAGGAACUAUUACGCACUUCUAAUUACCCAGGCACAAUGGGAACACGCGAGCGCAGCCGACUGUCUACACCAGCUGCCCAUAGUGACUUACCUAUUGAUCCUUCACCCGCAGUACCUUCAGUUACAUCGUCAGAUCGGCAAAGAUGCAACAGUCCGACAAAAAAUCGGAGAAGACGCAACAAAAUUGAUAAGGAAGAUUUUAUUACUACAAGCCCGCAACCAUUUCGUUUUAACACGGCUGAGAGAGCUGCUAAAAAAAUGACAGAAGUAACAAACAAGUUAUACCAGGAGAGUAAAAGUACAGGCAGCGUCGGUGGUAGCGGCGCUGAUGCUCCAGAGGCUCGGGCCUACUCUGCCUUGGAACUGCGUGCUGCUGCAUCAGGCAGGUCGAACCUUGCUGCCCUAUUAAGAGCGGAGGCAGUGAGGAGAAGAUUCGAAUUGGAAGCAGCACGUCGUCUGUCGGAGCAACGAAGGCGUAUGGAGAUGAGGCAACGAGACCGUUUAUUACGUUCCAAACCCGCCUGGCAUCUUGUAAAGAACAACCACGAGGAAGACAUUGCGAUGAGAUUGCAAACACGUCGCGAUGAGGAAAAAAUGAGACGAGAAGAAUUUCUACAUGAGAUGGAGCUUAUGUAUGGCAGAGUCCAUGAACAACCCAUGCUCUUUGAGAGAUACUACGCGCCGAGACCUUACGCUGCACCGGUGGACAGUAUACAACUGUCUCCAAGAAAAUCUAAAAAGAAAACCAAAAAGAAAACUUAUCAUUUCACUAGUCCUAACAGAUCCAGAAAAGUAUCUAUAAAUGACACGGCAGAAACAUUUAAUGGGGAUGUUUCAGAAUAUCUGAACAGAAUCGACGACGAUAAAUUAUACUCAGAUUCAGAGGCUGCGAUCGAUAGCUUAGAUGGCGCAAAGUUAUAAUUGCACAUAAAAAUAAACAGUUUCAUAAUCUU
Galleria mellonella (greater wax moth) is the source of this 2332-nucleotide messenger RNA. RefSeq names its product protein FAM161A. The record is from RefSeq and is a predicted model, not a curated record. The transcript has 7 exons. The coding region runs from base 105 to 2300 and encodes 731 amino acids. Gene Ontology annotation, biological process: cilium organization. Gene Ontology annotation, cellular component: cilium. NCBI's taxonomy places the organism in Eukaryota, Metazoa, Arthropoda, Insecta, Lepidoptera, Pyralidae.